Molecule: messenger RNA, 1794 nt
Organism: Cyphellophora attinorum
Lineage: Eukaryota; Fungi; Ascomycota; Eurotiomycetes; Chaetothyriales; Cyphellophoraceae
Exons: 1
Coding region: 1-1794 (597 amino acids)
Source: RefSeq, a predicted model, not a curated record
AUGAACCUCGCCGAGAAUGCUGUUGCCAUGACCGCCGGCACGCACGACGGAUGGGAACCGCAUUGCUACGAGGGGCUGGAAAUGUGUAUCGAUGAAAUCAUUGCUCGCGGGGUGAAGGUGGUGGUUGAUGGGGGAGCGUUGAAUCCCAAGGGUAUGGCGGAGAAGGUUUGGCGUGAGUUGGUUGUUGGGAGGGGCCAUGGGGGCGAAGGUGGGUACAGGGUCGGGUGGGUUGAGGGGGACGAUCUGGUGGAGGUCGUCCGAGAGGGAGUCGCUAAAGGCCAGGUCGUGGGCCACCUCGACGAAAGCAACCAGGAAGUUGGAGAGAGAUUGCCCGGGAACGUAAAGGACUUCUUGGGCCAGGGGAAGGAGGGAAUUCCCUCCUUCCCCGUUGUGAGUGCCAACGCGUAUCUUGGUGCGAGAGGGAUCAAGAGGGCGUUGGAUGAGGGGUGUGAUAUUGUUAUUUGUGGGAGGGUUGCUGAUGCGAGUCCCGUGAUUGGGGCGUCAUGGUAUUGGUAUCAGUGGGCAGAGGAUGACUGGGAUCGUUUGGCUGGCGCGUUGGUGGCAGGGCAUUUGAUCGAAUGCUCGAGCUAUAUCACGGGCGCGAACUUCGCGGGGUUUGAUGAGUAUGAUUAUGAGAACUUGAUGGUGGAUUUGCCGUUCGGGAUCGCGGAGAUUGAGAGGGAUGGGAGUGCGAUCGUGACGAAGCAUCCUGGGACGAAAGGGGUGGUGAAUGUUGAUGUGGUGAAGUGCCAGUUUCUAUACGAGUUGCAGGGGAGGAUUUAUCUGAAUAGUGAUGUUACGGCGGACUGUAAGGACGUUGUGAUUGAGGAGGUUGGGAAGGAUCGGGUAAGGUGUAGUGGGAUUAAGGGUGCGCCGCCACCGCCGACGACGAAGUUGGCGAUCUUUUAUAAGGGUGGGUAUGAGCAGCAGAUUUUGAUGAACGCGACUGGGUAUGCGACCAAGGAGAAGUAUAGGCUGGUUGAGGCGAAUCUGCGGAAUCAGUUGAAGAGGAACGGGUUGCUGGAUAAGUUUCAGCUGCUUGACUUCCAGGUGCUGGGUGUGCCGGAGGCAAAUCCGAGCAGUCAGCAUGCCAGUACCACGUACUUGAGGCUGUUCACGCAGGCGGACACACAGGAGGCGUGCUAUGGACUGCUGAAGUCGUUCUCGCAGAUUGGGAUGCAGCAUUUCUCCGGGUUUCAUUUGAGCCUGGAUACGCGGACGGCGAUUCCGAGACCGUAUCUAGCGUUCUACCCGGGUCUGAUCCCGCAGGAACAGCUGGAAGAGAAGGCAGGGAUCUUUACUGAGGGCGGCAAGCCGUUGAUGUUUGACGCGGGACAUCCGUCGACUUUUCAGAAGGUGGAGCCGAGGGAGUCGUACGAGACUGCCCAGCCACAGGAUCUGGCAUCUUUCGGCCCAACGAAGAAGGCAAGGCUUGGUGAUGUCGUCCUCGCCAGGUCAGGUGACAAGGGUGCCAACAUCAAUUGUGGGCUCUUUGUGCGCAAGGCGGAGCACUAUCCGUGGCUGCAGAACUUCCUGACAGUGCAGCGGCUGAAAGACCUGAUGGGCGAGGAUUGGCGCGCGGAAUACUUCGUUGAGAGGAUGGAGUUCCAGAAGCUGCAUGCGGUCCACUUUGUGAUUUAUGGGCCAUUGGGCAGGGGAGUGAGCAGCUGUCGAUUGCUGGAUGCUCUUGGUAAAGGGUUCGCGGACUACAUCAGAGACAAGGUCGUUGAGAUUCCGGAAAGUUUUCUGGCGGACAUGCCUGGCAUCAAGGAGGAGAGGCUGGCGAGGUUGUGA